Molecule: messenger RNA, 387 nt
Organism: Lathyrus oleraceus (garden pea)
Lineage: Eukaryota; Viridiplantae; Streptophyta; Magnoliopsida; Fabales; Fabaceae
Exons: 2
Coding region: 1-387 (128 amino acids)
Source: RefSeq, a predicted model, not a curated record
AUGAUUCGAGGUAUGUGUUACAUUAAUGGUGUCUUUAUGAUUGCUAUUAUUGAUAUUGGUGCAACACAUUCAUUUAUAUCUCUUGAUUGUCUGAAAAGGUUGAAUAUUGUGGUGUCUUCUUUGAAUGGUAGUAUGGUCAUUGAUAGUCCAACUAAUGGUUCAGUGACUACUAUGAUGGUUAAUUUGAAUUUUCCUGUGACAAUUUAUGAGGAAGAUUCGAGGUUUAUAUUUUCUAAUCAACUGAAAAAGCUCUUGAAAGAUGAGGCUCAAGUGUUAUCUAUGUUUGCUUCUUUGAAAGUCAAGACCGAAGAUGUGAUUGUUAAACUUCCAAUGGUGUACAGGUUUUCAGAUGUGUUUCCAGAUGACAUUAGUGAUUUUCCUCCAUAG